This is a messenger RNA of Mollisia scopiformis, 843 nucleotides long. RefSeq lists its product as uncharacterized. The coding region runs from base 1 to 843 and encodes 280 amino acids. The record is from RefSeq and is a predicted model, not a curated record. The transcript has a single exon. Lineage: Eukaryota; Fungi; Ascomycota; Leotiomycetes; Helotiales; Mollisiaceae.
AUGUCUUCCCUCACAGAAUGCUACAAGAACACCGAGCCGCAUUGCGAUAUGUGGUCCCAAUUGUUGAAAUACGCCCAGUCAUUCGAAAGAUACGCACCAUUCAAGCAAGACAUGGCCAAGGUCAACUCUAAUUCAACAAGCAACUUCAAGAAGUUCUCUCACAAGAAGACAUCACACUUAACCAAUCAUCAACUCCGAUCAGCAAACCCCUUCAUCGACGGCCAAAACAGUCAUUCAGUCGAGAACGGGCUCCUUGAAGCUUCACAAGCUGCUGCAGCCCAAGAUUUCGUCAACUUCAAGCUGCACAGAGCGACUGUACUGCAUUACCUGGAGCCACAAUACCUGGACAUGAUGAUGCAAAGAAGCGUCUUCAAUCGAUAUCUUGGAGACCUGAGUGACUCCGGAGCUUUUUUCUGUAUCGGACACAAUGAUCCAUGUGGAUCAGAUGAUUUACCCUUGGCCAUGGUCUACCUUGAGAACUAUUCUCGCGCUUUCCAACGACAUCUCGAUAUCUAUACUCGAACACGGAUGAUCAGGCAGAGACGAACUUUCGAGUCGCUUUACAGCUCUAUGCCGCGAGAGGAAGCCAUGAAUAUAGUUUACGACAUGGUUGAGCAUGGAAGCUUGGUGGACUUUGGUGUCUUUUGGUCGCUGUUUCGUUCUGUUUGCGACGAUAUGGAUACCCAAUUCUUCGAGAUUGUUUCCGCCAGAGAAGGAUUGUUCUUGGGUGACGUUGGAAAGUACAAAGCUUGUUCUCUUGAUGCAGAGCUUGGAUCAAGUCAGAAGCCCAUGAGGUGGCUUGAUGAGAUGUUGACCAGUGAUAGCGACGCUGACUCGGAUUGA